Hibiscus syriacus is the source of this 799-nucleotide messenger RNA. RefSeq names its product nudix hydrolase 15, mitochondrial-like. The record is from RefSeq and is a predicted model, not a curated record. Gene Ontology annotation, biological process: coenzyme A catabolic process. The transcript is spliced from 4 exons. Lineage: Eukaryota; Viridiplantae; Streptophyta; Magnoliopsida; Malvales; Malvaceae. Gene Ontology annotation, molecular function: coenzyme A diphosphatase activity; acetyl-CoA hydrolase activity. Bases 34 to 792 code for a protein of 252 amino acids.
AAAUAAGAUUGAACAAAAGUGAGAAACGGAGACAUGAGGGGUUCUUACGACAAUCUCAAACAUGGAGCUGAUGUCCUUGAAAACUCGGCUCAAAGGCUUCGCCUUUAUAAAUCAACUCGUCUUCACCGAAUCACAGGCUCACUUCCUCUCUGUUCCGAUUCAAAAUCAGAUCACCAACAUCCUCAAAACCUCAGAAGAUCCGCAGUUCUUGUCUGUAUUUUCCAAGGAAACAAUGGUCAUCUCCGUCUCAUACUCACCAAACGUUCUUCAACUCUGUCGUCUCACUCCGGUGAAGUUGCAUUGCCCGGAGGGAAACGUGAUGAAACUGAUGUAGACACUGCCUUGAGGGAGGCCAAUGAAGAAAUUGGCUUGGACCCUUCACUUGUCAAUGUUGUUGCUGUCCUCGAACCAAUGCUCAACAAGCAUCGAACUAUAGUCGUCCCCGUGGUGGGUAUAUUAUCGGAUGCGAAGGCAUUCGAUCCAUGUCCAUGUGCAGAUGAAGUGGAAGCGAUAUUUGAUGCUCCUUUGGAGAUGUUUCUCAAGGAUGAAAACCGUAGGACGGAGAAGAUGAAAUGGAUGGGACAAAAUAUUAUAAUCCAUUACUUUGAAUAUGAAAUAGAAAAUGCCAAGUAUCUGAUAUGGGCUUUCACCGCCGCCGUUUUGACCAAGGUUGCAUCGGUAGUUUACGAGCGACUGCCGGAUUUUUCAGAGCUUGAUACGAAAUCAUGGGAUGUGGCCAUUACCGGGUACUUCUCUAAGAUGCGAGUUCAUAGAAUUUCCAUGAUUUUAUAGAUAAACU